[Torrubiella] hemipterigena is the source of this 1837-nucleotide messenger RNA. Lineage: Eukaryota; Fungi; Ascomycota; Sordariomycetes; Hypocreales; Clavicipitaceae. The record is from the annotation of a GenBank genome assembly.
CACGGCGGAAUGCACGGAACCCGGAGAGCUCUUUGGGCGACGGAAACAGGGCCUAGCCGAAAAAGAAGGAAAAAGUCAUAAGAAAGAGACAGAUCAGCGGGCGCCGUUGUGAAACUCUGACGGAAGCACCAACUUCAGCUGGCUUUUGAAUAUAUAAGCAUAAGCUGCCUUUGCAGAUAGCUCUCUCCUUGCGAAAAGCCUCCCCAUCCAUCACCAUCACCACAAUAACCACAAAGCUUGCGCAACAAUGCCUGUGACACAGUUUGCGAUCAAGGAAAAGUACCGCUACCAGAACGGCUUCGGAUGCCACUUUGAAUCCGAAGCUGUCGAUGGUGCGCUGCCCAUCGGCCACAACAACCCGCAAAAGCCCCCCUAUGGGCUCUACGCCGAGAAGCUCUCCGGCACUGCCUUUACGGCGCCUAGACACGAAAACAAGCAGACCUGGCUGUACCGCAUCCUGCCAUCGUGCGCGCAUCUUCCUUACAAGCCCUCCAGCACGCCUCCUCUGACUCUCGGCGACGAAGGCAAUGGCAAGCUCCAUUACAUCCCUAACCAGCUGCGCUGGGACCCUUUCGACCACGACACCAAGCUCGACUUUGUCGAUGGCCUCAGACUCGUAGCUGGCGCUGGUAAUCCUUCGCUCAAGGAGGGUCUUGGCAUGUACAUCUACUCUGCUGGCAAGAGCAUGGACGAACACUCUGCCUUUUACUCUGCUGAUGGUGACCUUUUGAUUGUCGCUCAAGAAGGCGAGCUCGAUAUCCGCACCGAGAUGGGCUGGCUUUUGGUCCGCCCUAUGGAGAUCUGCGUGAUCCCCCGUGGCGUCAAAUACCAAGUCCACUUACCCUCUGGUGACGCUAGAGGUUACGCCCUCGAGCUCUUCCAGGGCCACUUCAACCUCCCCGAGCUUGGCCCUAUCGGCUCCAACGGUCUGGCCAACGCCCGCGACUUCCAGGCCCCCGUUGCAUCCUUCAGCGAGGAGUUUGGUGCGACGGCUUCCGAGGGUGACAAGACCUUCAAUAUCACAGUCAAGUUCAACAACACAUUAUUCACGACAACCCAGCAGCACACCCCCUUCGAUGUUGUCGGCUGGCAGGGAAACUACUACCCCUACAAGUACGACCUCGGUCGAUUCAACGCUAUCGGCACCAUCACCUUCGACCACCCCGACCCCUCCAUCUUCACCGUCCUCUCCGCUCCUUCAUCCGUUCCUGGUACCGCCGUAGCCGACUUUGUCAUCUUCCCUCCCCGAUGGCUCGUUGGUGAGGAUACCUUCCGUCCUCCAUGGUACCACCGCAACACCAUGAGUGAAUUCAUGGGUCUUAUUUGCGGAGGAUACGACGCGAAGAAGGGCGGUGCUGGCGGCUUUGUCCCUGGCGGUGCUAGCUUGCACAACGUCAUGAGCGGCCACGGCCCCGACGCUGACAGCCACGAGGGUGCCCGCAAUUCGGAUCUGGCCCCUGCCAAGGUUGGAGAGGGCAGCUGCGCAUUCAUGUUUGAAAGCUGCUUCAUGGUUGGUGUUACCGAAUGGGGUCUGAGGACUUGCCAGAAGGUCCAGGAGGGCUACAACGAGGAGAGCUGGGGUGGAGUUGUCACCCACUGGAAGAUGCCUGAAGGAAAGACGGUGCGAAGCAACCUUGUGUCUGAAUAAGAGCAAGGGUGGAUGCGAUGCGGGUUUGGGGUUUAAAGGUCACAAAAGAUUGACGCUUCUCACGAGCGCUGUUUGAUUGAGUGAUGACAGUUUGGCCGUGAAUGAUGCGAUGCACGAGUUAAAAGACAUAAUGUACACUUCUUUUUUACAAUGAUCAAUAAUGACAACUUUUUUGUUUGAUAUCUCUUA